This is a messenger RNA of Grammomys surdaster, 1781 nucleotides long. It is a transcript of the gene Fgf11, whose product is annotated as fibroblast growth factor 11. Bases 1 to 669 code for a protein of 222 amino acids. Gene Ontology annotation, molecular function: fibroblast growth factor receptor binding; growth factor activity. The transcript has 5 exons. The record is from RefSeq and is a predicted model, not a curated record. Lineage: Eukaryota; Metazoa; Chordata; Mammalia; Rodentia; Muridae. Gene Ontology annotation, biological process: positive regulation of gene expression; fibroblast growth factor receptor signaling pathway; positive regulation of protein phosphorylation. Gene Ontology annotation, cellular component: cytoplasm.
AUGGCGGCGUUGGCCAGUAGCCUGAUCCGACAGAAGCGGGAGGUCCGCGAGCCCGGGGGCAGCCGGCCGGUGUCGGCGCAGCGGCGCGUGUGUCCCCGCGGUACCAAGUCACUUUGCCAGAAGCAGCUCCUCAUCCUGCUGUCCAAGGUGCGAUUGUGCGGGGGGCGGCCCACACGACAGGACCGCGGCCCAGAGCCUCAGCUCAAAGGCAUCGUCACCAAACUGUUCUGCCGCCAGGGUUUCUACCUCCAGGCGAAUCCCGAUGGGAGCAUCCAGGGCACCCCAGAGGACACCAGCUCCUUCACCCACUUCAAUCUGAUUCCUGUGGGGCUCCGUGUGGUCACCAUCCAGAGUGCCAAGCUGGGUCACUACAUGGCCAUGAAUUCUGAGGGGCUGCUGUACAGCUCGCCGCAUUUCACAGCGGAGUGUCGCUUUAAGGAGUGCGUCUUUGAGAAUUACUAUGUCCUGUAUGCUUCUGCUCUCUAUCGUCAGCGUCGUUCUGGCAGGGCCUGGUACCUAGGCCUGGACAAGGAAGGCCGGGUCAUGAAGGGAAACCGAGUCAAGAAGACCAAGGCAGCUGCCCACUUUGUGCCCAAGCUCCUGGAGGGUGGGUAUGGGCUCAAGAAAAGUGGCCAUGUACCGGGAGCCUUCUCUCCACAGUGUCCCUGAGACCUCCCCUUCCAGUCCUCCUGCCCACUGAGAUGUAGUCCGUGGACUGGAGGCUCUCUGCACUUCCAGUGUGCCAGCCACCGCCACACCCCGUCUCCCAGCCCUGCUCCAGGCCUUGCUGCUCUAGCCCCUGUUGCCACACACACGCCCUGAGCAGCCAGGUCUCACCAGGUGCUGUACCCUGUGGGAGCUCAGUCACUGUCUGGGACCUCUGGAAUUGCUGAGCUCUUAGAUCCUGGGGCCCAGGAGAGGUUCCAAGAUGGGGGUGCCUGAAAUGAUCCUGGCUGAUCACUUCUCCUUUGUUUUUCCACACUAACUCCUGCCCCUUAAGAGAACCCCAGUUUUUCCUAAAAGGCACUGGGGUUCCAACGCUGACAAGGCAAGGGAAGUAAUACUCUUUGCCCUGACUGAGCCAGUCUCUGAAGCCAUGUCCUUCCCAUUGCCGCGAAGCCAUAGCUUUCUAGGUUGGUCCACUGGCACUCAGACUUCAUCUCCUCCUCUCUCUGCUCUGCCUUCUGUCUUGGUCUGGACAGGUUCUGAUAUAGCUGGACACCCCAGCCAGGUAGGGCCAUUCCUAUGUUCUGUGUUGGAACCCAUGUUUGGAUCCUUUAUUCUUCUAUCCUUGACCUAGAUGGGCACCUCCCACCCCUGGUUUUAAAAAAGAGGCUGAAUUUGAGCCUCCAAAUGUAGCUACUGGCCUUGGUCUGAAUUGGAACCAGUCUCGGGUCGACACAGGUUAAACCUUCUUAUCCCAGAGACACCCAAUUCUAGAGCAUGGUAUUCUAGACCUUUUUGGAGCCAUACUUCCUACUGAAUCUCAGCUCUAGGACAUAGAGCAUGACUCUCAGCCCUUUUUUCCAGGAUGGAACUAGAGCCUGUAUAGCCAUAUUAUUGUACUAGAAUAAGUUCUAAACCUACCCUUCCACUUUCUCUAGUGGUUAUUGAAUAAGAGUGAGCUAUGGAUAGGACUCAGCUAUGAUUAAUUAAGAACUAAUUGGUUCUGAGCUGUGCUUGGUGGCACAUGCCAGUCAUUUGGCACCUGGGAGGCUGAAUCAGAAGGAUUUUGAGUUGGAGGCCAUCCUGGGCUACAAUAGCAAAACCCUGUUUCAAAA